GCAAGUGUGCCAGUAAUGCUCAGGGAGCUAAUCCCAGGGAAGAGGUGAAAAUAACCCUGAAAAGUAUUAGCUUAGCAUGAACAGUACAUACCGAGGCAAUUCCCAGCUCUUUCUUAACACAGCAUCUCUGAGGUGCGGUUGCUUCCUAGUUACUGCAGCUUGGAUCCCGAGUGCUGGCCAAGCUUCCCCUUCCUUCCCUGGCAGCCUGCUUUGCUUACACUGGGGCAACCUGGGGUUUUUGAUCUGCGUGUGGCACUGAUUGCUGCUGCUCCUGAGGUGUGCCAGCAGCUCAGGUGGGUGAGGUGGAUGCACCACUGAGAACAUUUCAUUUGUAACAAAACAAAUGAGAACCAGGAACACAAGGUUUGUGCAGAUAGCAGUGAGCACUGUAGCAUCCUCAGUUGUGUGCAGAUAUGCAGGAGCUGUCUGCCUGUGCUGACAAAGCCUGCACAUCCAGGGCUGGAGGACUAAAGCUUUGAGGGUGAACUGUCUUCUUCUGUUCCUCUUAUGAGAGUGUCACAGAGCCAGGAGAGUGUCCUGCCGAGGUCAGGGAGCAGCACUGCUGUGGGGAACUCUGAAGCUUCAACAAGGUGGGGUGGCUCUGCGGGCACUAGCUGUGAGGCCGCUGGCACAUGGCUUCCAUGGGGUUUUGUCUUUGCAGAGCUUCCUGAGAGCUGGGCCGAUAUGCAGGAGCCACUGCUUGAGGGAAUGUGCUUCACCCUGAAGUAUCUAGGCAUGACUCUGGUAGAAAAACCAAAAGGAGAAGACAUGGCUGCUGCUGCCAUUCGCAGGAUUGUGGCCACGGCACGGGUGGGAGCUCGCAAGUUCCAGAAGGUGAUUCUGACAGUGUCUCCGAGGGGCAUCUCUCUGCAGGAUGCAGACACAAAGGAAAUGGUGGAGAACGUCUCUAUCUACAGGAUCUCCUACUGCACAACAGACAAGCUGCAGAACAAAGUCUUCGCUUACGUUGCCCAGAGCCAGGAGAGUGGGGCACUAGAGUGCCAUGCCUUCCUCUCACCCAAGAAGAAGAUUGCACAGGCUGUGACUCUGACCGUGGCCCAGGCCUUCCAGAUGGCACUGGAUCUCUGGGAAGCAACACAUGCAGGCUCUAGGCAGGAUCAGCCCUUUCACCCUUCAUGUGUCAUGGAGAGCAGUGAGCCCGGCAGACCCCGUGAGCCAGCCCCCCAGGGGAGCCCUCCCUUCAGACACCAGUUUGGGGUACAGAGGAGGAAGAGGAGGAGGAAGAUGAUAAUGUCGGUGAAAGCUUAUCUGGUUGAUGCCAGCCUGUCCAGACAUGCCUCUCCGAUGGGACUCAGAGUUGUCGCCUUCCUCUGACUGAUUUCCCUGGGGCUUGGACCAGGAUGAAGGCUUGGUCAUGCUGACUUCUGCAUGGACUGGGGCUGUGGUCUGAGCUUGAUGGUGUCUGUAGAGGAGCUGAUGGAACCAGUCCAGCAGUGGACUAUUAAUCUGCAGGUCUUUGCAGAAGUGCAGAGUGUGAGAGGCCUUUUCAUCGUGGCUGUUCUCCAUGUGCAUGGCAGUGGGACCCAGCUGGGGUCUGGCAGUGCCACAUGGCUGAGCCCGGGCUGAGCUGGUGCCAGCCAGGAACCAGUGCAUGCACAGGCAGGAGCUGUGUGUGCAACCUGAGGAAGUGGCGGCCCUUUGGACAUGGGGCUCCUGAUGGGAAGGAGAUGUGGCUAUGCAAUCUCAGGACAGGCUGGUCUGGGGAGGGAGUUUGGUAGCAAGUGGGCUUAAGGCCUUCUCCACUCCCAGUGCCCAGUGCUGCCUGCCUUGUCAGGGUCAGGAGUGUGCAGUGUCUCUCAGGAGGCCAUGCUUGGGGUAUGAUAGGUGUUGUGUUC
Molecule: messenger RNA, 1856 nt
Organism: Lepidothrix coronata (blue-crowned manakin)
Lineage: Eukaryota; Metazoa; Chordata; Aves; Passeriformes; Pipridae
Product: low density lipoprotein receptor adapter protein 1-like
Exons: 7
Coding region: 508-1335 (275 amino acids)
Source: RefSeq, a predicted model, not a curated record